This is a messenger RNA of Lodderomyces pseudojiufengensis, 1224 nucleotides long. It is a transcript of the gene SMM1, whose product is annotated as Smm1p. The coding region runs from base 1 to 1224 and encodes 407 amino acids. Gene Ontology annotation, molecular function: flavin adenine dinucleotide binding; tRNA dihydrouridine synthase activity. Gene Ontology annotation, biological process: tRNA dihydrouridine synthesis. The transcript has a single exon. NCBI's taxonomy places the organism in Eukaryota, Fungi, Ascomycota, Pichiomycetes, Serinales, Debaryomycetaceae. Gene Ontology annotation, cellular component: cytoplasm. The record is from RefSeq and is a predicted model, not a curated record.
AUGCUAGAUUAUACUAAUAAAAUAUGUCUAGCGCCGAUGGUUCGAAGUGGAGAACUACCUAUGAGGUUGAUGGCUUUAAAAUAUGGUUGUGAUUUAGUUUGGAGUCCAGAAAUAAUAGAUAAAAAAUUAAUUACAACAAGAAGAGUUGAAAAUUAUGAAUUAGGAACAAUUGAUUAUUUAGCAUCUAAUAAUAAUCAUCAAAAUAAUAAAAAACCAUCAUUUGAUACAGUUGUAUUCCGAAAACAUCCAUUAGAAACUGGGAAAUUAAUUUUACAAUUAGGUACAUCAGAUCCUGAUUUAGCAGUUGAAGCAGCAUUAAAAGUUAUUGAAGAUGUAGAUGGAAUUGAUUUAAAUUGUGGAUGUCCUAAAUCAUUUUCAACUCAUUCUGGAAUGGGAGCAGAAUUAUUAAAAACACCUGAUCUUUUAUGUUCAAUAUUAAGAAAUCUUGUAACAAAAGUUGGUAAAGUUUAUGAAAAACAAAUAUCUUGUAAAAUUAGAUUAAAUUCAAAUUUUAAAAUAACAUAUAAUUUAAUUGAAAAAAUAGUCAAGACUGGAAUUUCAAAUUUAACAAUUCAUUGUAGAACCCCAAUAAUGAGAAAUAGACAGAAUGUAUUUUUAAAUUAUUUACCAAAAUUAAUACCUUUAAUAGAAGAAAAUGGAGUUAGUUUAAUAUUAAAUGGGAAUUUUCAAUCAAGAUCAGAUUUGAAAGCCAUACAAAAAGCUUUGGGGAAUGAUAAAUUAUCAAUUAUGAUAGCAGAAGCUGCUGAAUCAAAUCCAUCUAUUUUAUCAAAUGAACCAAUCACUCAAGAUAUUUUAAUAUCAGAAAUUUUUGAAUUUGGUCAAAAAUAUCAUAAUUUUCCUGGAACAAAAUUUUUAAUAAUGAAUAUGAUACCUGGAAAAUCAAAAUAUUAUCAAAUAUUUGCAAAAUGUAAAAAUUUUGAAAUGAUGAGUGAAGAAAUUUCAAAAUUAAAAGAAAAUAAAGAAAAUGAUAAAGAUGAUAAAAUAUAUAAAAUUUUAAAUAAAAAUUGUCAAAAACUGAAUAGCUUUAAUAAGGAAGAAUUUCAAUUAGAAAUGGAGAAAAGAAGUAAUGAAAUUGAAAACUUUUUUGAAAAUUGGAAUGAAGAUGAUAUGUUGCUUGAUUUAGUUGAUGCUCCUACCAAAAGAACCAUGGAGAUCCCCAAACACAAAUUAGAAACCAAAAGACAAAAAAUUGAAGCUGCAUAA